AUGACUUUCGAGCAAACCUGCCUUGACGCAACUACCAUUUCGUCAAAAGCAAUGGAUGAUGGUCACACUUGGCUGUCGACGAAUGACAACACUAUUGUUCCGCCUCCAAUCACGGAAAUUUGGGCAGGGCAGUUCAAGAGGAUCCGAUGGCUAAAACCUGAGGCUAAUUCGGUUAAAUGCAACAUCAGUGUCUCUUGGGACCCUACUACUGGUAAUGCAGGCACUUCAUGGCUGGUCCGUGAUCACUCAGGUCUGGUUAUUUGUCAUGGCCGUAGAUCUUAUGCGUAUGUCUUCUCGGCCCUUGAGGUGGAGCUUUUAGGUUUCUUUUGGGCGAUGGAAUCCUUACAGACAAUGCGCUUUCGGAGCAUGGUGUAUGAGUCUCACCUCCUGCUGGCUAGGGAAGCAUUGCUUCAACCUUCUUGCUUCCCACACUUUAGUCCUCUCAUAAACAUUAUCUUCAACCUCUUACAAUCCUUUGAGCACUGA
Molecule: messenger RNA, 486 nt
Organism: Microthlaspi erraticum
Lineage: Eukaryota; Viridiplantae; Streptophyta; Magnoliopsida; Brassicales; Brassicaceae
Source: the annotation of a GenBank genome assembly